Miniopterus natalensis is the source of this 1044-nucleotide messenger RNA. RefSeq names its product trace amine-associated receptor 4-like. Gene Ontology annotation, cellular component: membrane. Gene Ontology annotation, biological process: behavioral fear response; G protein-coupled receptor signaling pathway; chemosensory behavior. The record is from RefSeq and is a predicted model, not a curated record. Gene Ontology annotation, molecular function: 2-phenylethylamine receptor activity; trace-amine receptor activity. NCBI's taxonomy places the organism in Eukaryota, Metazoa, Chordata, Mammalia, Chiroptera, Miniopteridae.
AUGAAUUCACCUGGCCUUUGGAACCCUGCAGAAGUACAACUUUGCUUUGCUUCGGUCAACAAUUCAUGCCCUAGAGGUGUGAGGUCUGCGCUGAGCGUCUCUGCCAUGUACAUUGUCAUGAUUGGCGCUAUAGUGAUGACCAUACUGGGCAAUCUGGUUGUGAUCAUCGCCAUCACCCACUUCAAGCAGCUCCACACCCCAACCAACUUCCUGAUCCUCUCCAUGGCCACCACUGACUUUCUGCUGAGCUGUGUGGUCAUGCCCUUCAGUAUGAUCCGGUCCAUCGAAUCCUGCUGGUACUUUGGAAAUCUCUUCUGCAAAGUCCACAGCUGCUGUGACAUCAUGCUCUGUACCACCUCCAUUUUUCACCUCUGCUUCAUCUCAGUGGACCGUUACUAUGCUGUUUGUGACCCUUUGCAUUAUGUCACCAAAAUCACCAUUCCUGUCAUAGAGGUCUUUCUGCUCAUCAGUUGGUCUGUUCCAAUCUUUUUUGCCUUCGGCCUAGUGUUCUCAGAAUUAAACAUAAUUGGUGCAGAGGAUUUUGUUGCAGCCAUUGACUGCGCAGGUUUGUGUGUGUUGAUAUUUAACAAGUUCUGGGGGGUUAUGGCCUCCUUUAUAGCCUUUUUCCUCCCUGGGACCGUGAUGGUGGGGAUUUACGUACACAUUUUCACAGUAGCCAGGAAGCACGCUAAGCAGAUCGGCACGGGUCCUGUGAUGAAACAGGUUGGGUCAGUAAGCAAAAUGAGAGCAUCAUCCAAAACAGAAAGCAAGGCCACCAAGACUUUAAGCAUAGUCAUGGGAGUGUUUGUGUUGUGCUGGCUGCCCUUUUUCCUCUUGACGAUUACAGACCCUUUCAUUAACUUCACAACUCCUGAAGACUUGUAUAAUGUCUUCCUCUGGCUGGGUUAUUUCAAUUCCACUUUCAAUCCCAUUAUAUAUGGCAUGUUUUACCCUUGGUUUCGCAAGGCACUGAGGAUGAUUGUCACAGGAAUGAUCUUCCACCCUGACUCUUCCACCCUAGGCCUGUUUCCUGGACAUGCUUAG